AGUUGCUCUACAUACUUCAGGUUGCCGAUCCAAUGUUAUCGGUGGAAAAAUUACUCAAAGUCGGUAAACUGAUUAUCUGUGUGCACCAUUGUAGUGCCCAAUGCUAGUUUGAAGACCCAACAUUCGUAUAAAUCAAAGGACAUUAUCAAAAACUCGCUAUGGCGCGGCUGGUAGCUGUUUGCAAAACGGAUGACUAUCAGUUCCUUCGUCGACAACUUCCCAUUACUGUGGAUGAUGACUUAAAGAUGGUGAUUCAGUUCAAUGACACGUGUGUGGACUGUGAGAGUGCCCGCGGCAUCAAACAGAAGGAAUUGGAGCUGUUUGUCCAGCGGUUCAGUGCCCUGUCUAAAGACGAGAUUGCUGUCGAGAUGAUGGUGUCUAGCAAAAAUAUCAUGAAUUUGCUAACUCAUCUUGUGCCUUGUGUUGGUUGUAGACGGAGUGUGGAAAGAAUGUUUCAUCAGUUGGUAGACUCGCAGCAUCCUGCCCUAGAACCUCUGAUCGUUACACAGCGGGCUGAGCUGUCCAUUAAUCGUGAUAACCUGUUUGAUCCCCGUGCUUUGUAUGCAUUAUUUAACAUACAUAGAGCAAAACUAAGUUCCAUCAUGGAGUCAAUUCCAAAAAGCAAGAAGAACAAGCGUUGCAACUUACAUUCUUUAGACACACACAAGCCUCGUACAACAGGGAGUUGGAUAGAAAUCUGGGACUUGUUAGCCCAGGAGUGUCGAGAGGAGGUAGUUUUAAUUGAUGCAGACAGCCUAUCGGAUACCCUCGAAGCUUACCUCAGAAAACACAGGUUUUGUUCUGAAUGCAAGUCCAAAGUCCAACGUGCAUAUAAUAUCCUGGUGGAGGAUAUAGACUGUACAAAGGAGGUGGGCUACUGUGCUGCACUGUAUGAGGGUCUCCGCUGUUGUCCACAUGAAAGGCAUAUCCAUAUGUUGUGUGAUACUGACUUUAUAGCCCACCUCAUCGGCAGGGCGGAGCCAGAACUAGCAGGAGGGAGCAGAAGAGACCGCCAUGCCAAAACUUUGGACAUUGCACAGGAAGAAGUGCUGACAUGUUUGGGAAUCCAUGUUUAUGAUCGUCUUCAUCGUAUUUGGCAAAAGUUGAAGGCGGAGGAACAAACAUGGCAGAUCCUGUUCUACCUCGGAGUUGAUGCCUUGAAGAAAAGCUUUGAGAUGGCAUUAGAAAGAAAACAAGGAAUUUCCAAUCUGGAACUUAUGUGUGAGGAGAUUUUGGAGGAAGAGAGGGCCAAAGAACAAAAACGGGAGCAAAAACGACAGAAGAGGAAAAAGAAGAAGGCCAAGUCAAACCAACUAGUCUUGGAGAAAGAGAACUGUGCAGAGGAUCCAGAGGAGGAAACUCAUUGUGAGUGUGACAAAGCAGCUACUCUGAAGCCACGGACAACAGGUCAUGGACCUUGUGCAGAGAAGUGUAGCAUCUUUGUUGACCAGAACUCCAACACAACAUUAACAUCAAGAGAAAGCUGCCGUGGUGGUCAGAACUUAGAUCGACCGUUACGAAGCGAGAGUCAGAACAGUGAUUUUGGGUACUCUUCUGAUGUGGAGGGAUGCGAGAACUGUAGUGCUCCCAGCUCUAGCAGCUCAGAUAUCCUUUGUUCUGAUGGUGUCUGUAGCAGUCAAGAUGGUGGUGAUAGUGUGUGUAGUUCCUCCACUGAUGGGUUAGAUACGUGUAGCAACUGUUUGUCUCAGGUCUCCCCCAACAAGCAAAACAGUCACCGAAGUAAACACAAAUGUGAUAUUCUCCAGACAUCCGAAAGUUGUAGCAGUGCCAACUCCAGUCCUCUCCAACAAAACAUGACACUGAGUCUCCUUGAUAUGUUAGAGGCGCCUUGUUCUUCAGACGAUGAUGAUUUUAUAACGGAGGAAGAAAUAAAGCACUUUAAAGCCAAUAAGAAGAAAAUAUUAGAAAAACGGCAAGAACUGCGAGAAGACUUACGGAAGAAAUUCAACAAUAAGUUUCAGCAGCAGGGUGGAGAUGGUCAACAGUCUUGGAAAGAGAACCUUGACAAUAUGGUUCAGAAAAUGUGUAAAAUGUGACGAGGAAUCUGGACAAUGGACAUGUUCUUUAUUAAACAAGUGUAUUUAUGAAGGACUGGGGAUGGUAUCAGAAGAAAUUUUAUUUAUCUGUGCGAUUCUGUCAGGAAUAGAAUAGUAAUUUGAAGUUAAUUUCCACCAUUUCUCUAGACUAGGCUCCAGUGAUUCUGUUUGGGAUUGGGUUAAAUUUCUAGACUAGGUUCCAUUGAUUCUAUUUGGUAUUGGGUUAAAUUUCUAGGCUAGGUUCCAUUGAUUCUGUCAGGGACAGGGUUGAUUUUCUAGACUAAGCUCCAGUAAUUCUGUCAAAGACUGGGAUAAUUUUCUAGGCUAGGCUCCAGUGAUUCUGUCUGCGAUUGAAAUACUUUUCUAGUCUAGUCUCUAAUGAUUCUGUCGCGGAUUGGUGAUUCUGUCAAGAGAUUGGAAUAACCCUUUAUUUCUCUAAUUAAGGCUCUACACACUCCCAUUUAUAAUUAGUAUUUGUCUGUGUCUAUUUGGCUGAGACGAUUAGGCUGUAACUCUCGUUCUCCAGGGAUGUUGGUCACUUAUUAUAAGAAGAGCUCUUUUAGCAGAUUUUAAUAUUCUUGUCAUAUUCUGCCAAAGGGAAUUUUGAGGAACAUAUAUAACAGUCUCUACUAUUUUAACGCUAAUGCGAAGUUAGUAUUGUCUAUAUAUUUUAAAUUUAGAAAGGGCCAAGGGUGUUUAAAAAUUGAAAAAUAUUUAGAUUGAAUCAGCAGCAAAUACUUGCAUCAUUAUUUGUGAAUUAAAUUCAAUUCCAUUGAAGUAGGGAUAAAUAAAUUUAUUUUUCAAAAGUAGAACAGUGACAUUGAGGGUACAAGUAUAUAAUGAGUACAUUGCUCUCAAAUAUAGUCCCAGCUAACCUAUUCAUUUAACACUGAAUCAAAUUGGCUGAAGUGAAAUAAGUACACUUAGUUUGGAGCCUAGAAUGGAGAUUUUGGUGUUGAGAGCUCAAGUUUGUUGCAGACAGCUUUCUUGUGAUCCGGAUAUUUUGUUAAGAAGUUAAGAAUGUGAGGUGUAGACCACCAUGACAAGAAUCAUUCAAAAUUUCCAAAUUAACUUUCCAAUUAUAGCUGUUACAAAAAUACGUUAUACAUUAUGUAUGUCUUUAAAAAUGUCGAAGAGGAAACAAAUAUUAUGGUACAUUAUAAAUGUGUCCAAUAGAAAAUAUUUAAGGUUUGUAUCUGGAUGGCUCCAGGUACGAGAAGGCCUAUCAAAUAUGGUCUUUUUUUUCUUUUAUCUUAAGAAAAAAACACUACAUUCUGACUUGCCUUUAGAACAGUCUAAACAUAUAUGUCUUGAAAUUUAUAUGUCACUUUCAUUUUAGAAACUUUCUGUAAUGUAGGACAUGAUACAGCUGAAAGAUUUAGGCAUGUACGUGUCAUGUAGCUAUAUACUUGUAUUUAUGUCAAAAUUUCUUUGCUUUAUUUAAAAUUUUUAUUUGAAUUAUAUAUAUUUAUAGUCACAAGCAUGUUGAUCAUUUUGUUUAAAAUGAUGGUUGUUAAAUUAUUUUAGAAAUCUUCCACUGAAGUCAAUGUCAAUUAAAUCUCAUUGACCAAAUAUUUACAAAAUGAAUUUUAGUUUCUUAUGUAUAUGAGAUAAUUACGUUGGAAGUUGCUAUAUAAAAGUAGGUAAACGAUUAUACAUUCAUUUGUAUGAUGAAAUUUAUCUUGACAUUAAGGUAACUUUAUAUAGGAAAAUAAGGAGUGAAGUAAAAGAGUCAAAUACACAGGUUUUCUGGUUAAUAUGGACAUGGUAACUUUGGAUUAUUUCAUUUAUUUUGACCAAAAAUCAACACAAUGAAAUCUGAUGUACUAGCAUUAUGAGGCUCAUUUUCUGGGUUUAUCAGAGUCAUUACUGAUGUGAAGUGUUGGCAUGUUGACGGGUGGUUAAUUAAAGCGUCCUUGUAAUAAACACUUAUUGCAAAAGGUACCUACAUAUUUUUAUACGCGAGGUAAAUCUUGGGUUUAAAAAGUGCUAUGUUAAUGUAGAAAAAUCCUACUAGAUGGAGUUAUCUAAAAAAAAAAAUAAGUUAUAAUGAAUUGUGUACAUUCUUUAAAAAAGUUGGCUGAAGUUGCCAUCUACAAUAUGUGAUGUGUUAAGGUAUGGAAAUAUUGUCAGUGAAAAAUUGAAAUGUGUAGAUAAUUUCUUAUUCAAGCUUACACAGGAUUGAAAUGGAUAUCCCAUUAAUAACUUAUUACGAAGGGGGAUUGUACUUAAAUGUACUGUAUGUAUUGUAACUGACGUUAUGUCAGAUUAUCUCCCUUUGGGUGGUGACAUCCUGAUGGUAUUGUGGUUCCUAUAUUGCUGUAUGAAGCUUGCCCUGUUGCAGCUAUCCAAGUUUGCUGUAGAUUUAUACUGAUAAUCAUUAGGGUGUGUCUCAUUGCACCUUGAUAAGUAAUAUGUUACUUCGAAAUAUCGGUAUGAAAAACCAAUAAUAUUUCUAACUUUUGUCGUUUACAUCCAUUGGAGAAAGAUUCAAUCAUACAAGGAAUGUAUAUUUAGCUUACAUUUUUUUUCCUUUUUUUUAUUCUUUUUUUUUUUUAAUCUCUGGUUUUAAGAACUACUGUAACAUUUGGUGUAAUAAUCCUGCAUAAAGCUUGUUCAGAAUACGUGUAUGUAGUCAUUCUGGUUGAUUUCUCAUCAGCAGGUGAUUUUCUCUUUACCUGUAAAACAAUUUUUAAAAAAAGAAAAAAGAAAGAGUUUGCAUAUGGUUGAUGACAGACCUGUUGAUGCAAAGUAUGUUGGUUAUCGUUGUUGAAAACAAAAUCCAUAAAUUAUUUCAUUGUCUGGUCCAAGAAAUGUUUUGACUUUUUUUUUUCAAUGUUUCUGUCGACUUAACAUGCAUAUUGUUGCUGUCGUUUACUUGUUGGUAUCUUGUGAUUGUCCAUGCUACACAGGAACCUAUAUAUCACUACUCACUAUAGACCUCGACACGAUGUUCUAGUGCUGCAAACAGACCAUUAGCUGUCUCUGUGUGAUGUACAGAUAUUUAGUGUCUUGUGUCUGUGUGACCAAAAUGUUUUUGUUGAUUCUUGUUGAUUUGCCUUUUCAGGAGCUGUGGAAAUGGAGAGAUUGUUACGUGGUACAGUACACUGUGUACUUGAGUAUACUAGGAUGGUACAAUCCACCGUCACCCGGUGGCGGGAUUACUAUUUAUAACUACUACUGUAUUUUAGACAUGCGAAAGUGUCUUUGUGACUUUUGUAACAAAUAAUGAAAUGGAAUUUUGGCAGGUGGAGUGGUGUUAGAAUGGUCUGCCAAAUAAAUUCUGCUAUAUUUUAUUG
Pecten maximus is the source of this 5356-nucleotide messenger RNA. RefSeq names its product gametogenetin-binding protein 2-like. Gene Ontology annotation, cellular component: cytoplasm; nucleus. The record is from RefSeq and is a predicted model, not a curated record. Bases 159 to 2057 code for a protein of 632 amino acids. NCBI's taxonomy places the organism in Eukaryota, Metazoa, Mollusca, Bivalvia, Pectinida, Pectinidae. The transcript is spliced from 12 exons.